UUCACAUAUCUGUGUUACUGUGAACAAAAGAAAGUUUUCAAUUAUUCAUACCUUUUUUCCUUUUUGUAUCCUCACACCUAAAUAAAGAUUCCAACUUUAAAGUCUGUCACUUGAUACCCAAAUCCGAAAAAGAACCGAAACGUUUCUAUGAGAUGAGAACAUCCCAUUUGCUAAAACUGAUACUUGCAGUAUCUCUACCAACAACAUUCUUAAUCACAGUAGCCAUCAUCACCAUAUUCUUCAUCUUCUGCAGAAGAAGAACAGAAACAGAGAUCAGUGAAGCUCAACGCGACGUAGAAUCUCCUUACGAGAAACAAGAUUUUUCUGACGUUGGAUCGGAAACAGAGGAGGAGCUUUUCAUCUUCCACGGUGGAGAAGAUCUCACGAUCUGCGACAUCCUCGAUGCUCCAGGAGAAGUCAUUGGGAAAUCAAGCUAUGGAACAUUGUACAAGGCGACUUUGCAGAGAAGUGGGAAAGUGAGGGUUCUUAGGUUCCUUCGACCUUUGUGUGCAGUGAGAUCGGACUCAAAGGAGUUUAAUGGCGUCGUCGAGUUGCUAGGAUUCGUCCGACAUGAUAAUUUGGUUCCUCUGUUAGGAUUCUAUGUUGGUGAUAGACGAGAGAAACUUAUGAUUCAUCCUCUCUUCGGUUCCGGGAAUCUUUCUGAGUUCAUCAAAUUUUUGGCAGGUGGAGAUGUUGACGCACACAAAUGGAGCAACAUUUUGAGCAUCACCAUUGGAAUAGCCAGAGGACUUGAUCAUCUCCACACUGGAAUGAUUGUUCACGGGAAUCUUAAGUCAAAAAACGUUCUCUUGGAACAGGGUUUUAAGCCUAGAGUCUCCGAUUUCGGCUUGCAUUUGCUCUUGAACCCCGCCGCUGGGCAAGAGAUUUUAGAGGCUUCAGCUGCAGAGGGGUACAAAGCGCCUGAGUUGAUUAAGAUGAAGGAAGUAAGCAAGGAGAGUGAUGUGUACAGUUUCGGUGUGAUCAUGCUUGAGUUAGUCUCUGGUAAAGAGUCGAUAAACAAGAAUCCAACGGGGACUGUUCUUGAUCAUAAUAGUUUGUCAAAUUUAUACCGUCCUGAGAUUCUUAGAAGAUGCGUGAAAGAUGGAAAUGGCGUGACCGAAGUAUGUGUUCUCGAGUACUUUCAGCUUGCAAUGUCUUGUUGCUCUCUAUCGCCUUCUCUUAGGCCGAGCUUCAAGCAAGUAUUGAGGAAACUUGAAGAGAUCAGGAAAUGCUAGUUUCUGGAACAGACCUGGCAAGAGAAAUUUUGAAUCUUCCAAGUUGUCAAAUACUUUUUUUGCAAGAUCGAUUAACAGCAUAGAGCGGAGUCUACAGUGGAGAGUUCAUAGGGAUGGCCGGAUGGUACAAUAUAUAUAACAAAUCCUAUCUUGUGGAUAACAAUUUCUAUAUAUAACAAAGAAGUAGUUAGCCUGAUUAUCAACAGAAGUAGCUGAAGAUGGAUCGAAUUUUUGCUUAGGCAGGAGAAUACCUGAGAGAAUAGCCAACAAGAGCUGGAAGAACAUCAUAGAACAUCAUCUUCUUGAAUGUUUAUUGUCCAUAAAAUUGUAUCUUGUAGCCUGCCUCGGUCUGUGCAGCAGGAUAUAUGAUGCUUGAGUUAGUAUACCUGAGAUCUCCAAGGAGAUCUUUGCGGUUUUAUGCAAGUAUCAUGAACUACUCGUGUGGUGUAUGUUAUAACCAUAUAUUCAACACGUUUUACCCUGUA
Capsella rubella is the source of this 1720-nucleotide messenger RNA. Its product is annotated as putative kinase-like protein TMKL1. Gene Ontology annotation, molecular function: protein kinase activity; ATP binding. The record is from RefSeq and is a predicted model, not a curated record. The transcript is spliced from 2 exons. Lineage: Eukaryota; Viridiplantae; Streptophyta; Magnoliopsida; Brassicales; Brassicaceae. Gene Ontology annotation, biological process: protein phosphorylation. The coding region runs from base 153 to 1235 and encodes 360 amino acids.